Molecule: messenger RNA, 4768 nt
Organism: Lagopus muta (rock ptarmigan)
Lineage: Eukaryota; Metazoa; Chordata; Aves; Galliformes; Phasianidae
Gene: PI16
Product: peptidase inhibitor 16
Exons: 6
Coding region: 2117-4759 (880 amino acids)
Cellular component (GO): extracellular region
Source: RefSeq, a predicted model, not a curated record
UGGAAAAUGUUUUGCCAGUUUGAAGCUGGUUCCCAAAGCAAAGGUGCUGCAAUGGACACCGUCUGUCUCUCCUUUCUUCCUGCUAACAGUGUCUGUCCUUCCUUCACAAUUCAGCUUAUUUCAGCCAAGCACUGACAGAAGGGACAGAAGUUGGUAAUUUCCAGAGCUGAAUAAGGCAGGCAAAGGAGAGAAAGCUCCCGCUGCUACCAGGAUAAAGUGCAAGCCUUGGUAGGCACCCAAGAAGCCACGCUGAAGACCUUCAAGACGUGAGUCAGUAGAAAAUGAGGCUUUGCUGCUUCUGCAGUGCAGACUUGGGCCUUUUUGGAGCCCGCCAGUGUUGAGUUGAAGCCUUUACACCCUCAUCAGGUACCGGCAUGGAACUCCUGUCUCAUGCCGAGGCUGCUGGCUCCCAGGGGUGCAGCAGACUGCAGUGAGCAGCAGGAAAGCUGCAUUCCUCACACACUUACUAAUGCCGGCUGGACAUGAGUUUGUCAGCUCCAGGGUGGGGCUUGGACCUCGUGCUGUUAAUCUCCACGCUUCAGACACUGGCUCCAGAAGGAGCCAUUAGGGUAGGUUGGGAGGUUGGGAAAUUGUGCUGCACCCCCCUUCACCAGCAGCCGUGCCUGACCUUGCCAGAUGCACUGGCUGUUACUCACGUCUCUCCAUGAGCCACGUGCCCUGGUUGUGACUCUUCCAGACCUGUUUUCCCCGAAAGCACUGUGUGUCCCAAUUUUUCUUAAUCCUCGUUGCUUCAGUAAGGUCUAGUGAGGAUGCUGUGGUGCCAGGGGCUGCUUAAGGCUUAGCCCUUCGUUUCUGCAUCGCUUUGGAAAUACCAGUAGGUUCGCUGAGGUCUUCUCAUCACUGCCUUGUUCCUCAUCUGCCAAGCUGCGGUGAGCUGGUAGGACUUGGGUCCUGAUAUUGUUCCUUUCUAGUUGUUUCUCCAGGUCUCCAGAGAUGCAGCAGAGCUACUGGAGUGUCUUGUGAAGGAGGUGGGUUUGCCUUGACCCACGCUCCAGGCCUGAUGUUGACCUUAGCAAUAAACGUGAACAGUGGUGAGACGUUAGCUCCAGAUCCUGCUUGCAGAAGUUAUUGAGCUACUGAAAGCAUUUUAGACUCUGGACCUAAUAAAGGAGUAGUUAAUAUGUGGAGGUAAGAUCUGGUGGGGAUGUAGGAGAGCAGUGGAGGCAAGAGAGCUGAUGAGAGUGGUCUGAAGCAGAAGGACAACAGUAAAGCAGGGCCUGGAGAGCUGGGAAGGGAGGGGGGAAGGCAGCACUGACUGUGUGUGAUGAACUGAGCUCUGCUAGCCAGAGCUGCCCCCCAGCUGAUCCUUCAGAACAGUCUGUGACCCCCAGAGGCAGCUCCUGGAGUGGAGCUGGAAGGAGGAGGUGAGGGGGGUCUCCACAGGACUGUCUCCAGCACAAGUGGGGCAGCGUGUGACUGGGGACGCUGAUCCUGAGCCCUCCAGGUGUCUGGCUGUGGCUGCAGCACGGUCUGUCCCUGCAGAGCUCAUGGUCUGCUACUCCAGACAGACUCAAAGGCAGCUCUUGACUGCUAACUCCCCUUUGGGGGGCAAUUUCAGCUCUUGAUCUCGUUCUUCCUCACCCUUGUUGACAGAGGGAAGAGACAUCAACCCUCUGCUACCUCUUCUAAGAGGGAUGGAGGUGGCAGGAGGCUGCUCCCCACUGCCUGCUGCUUUCAACCAGUAUACAGAGAUAGGAGGUGGACAAGGGCAGCCCUUACAGCACUGCAAGCUGUUCUUAGCAGUUGGAGUUGCCUUCAUUUCUAGAAGCACCUCAGUGACCAAGGAACACCCUUGUGUAAAACAGAGCUCUGCAUUUAUUUGUCAGUUGUUUGGGUUUUAUUAUUAUUGUAGUUCAGGACAAAAGGUGGAAAAGGGACCACAUAACAGAUGGUUGAGGUGAUGUCUGACGUUUGGAACAGCAGAGACUUACGUGAAAAUGCCAGUGCAGGGAAUUAGGAUUGAUGCACAGGGUCUGCCUUGGGGAGCGGACCAAGGGAGUUCUUUGGCACUGUAUCCACUUCUGCUUCUCCAUCAAGUCUGAUAUGUGAGAUGGGUGUGUUCCAUGUGGCUCUGAAACUCCUCUAAUAAAGAACUAUGUUUCCUCCCCGAUCUUCAAGCUGUUGGGUGUUCCUUGCUUUUGGGAGGUGCUUUAAAUCUGACUGCCAGAGCUGUGGGCUGCUAAGAGCAGAAGCUGUCUGCACGAUGCUGAGCUCAGGUCUUUCUCCUCUUUUCCUGUUGCUCACAGCACUGGAGCUGAGCUGGUCCCUGACUGAUGAAGAAAAGAGGAUCAUCUUGGAUGAGCACAAUAAAUAUCGCUCGCAGGUCUCUCCUCCUGCUGUGGAUAUGCUGAAGAUGAGCUGGGACACGGAGCUGGAGGCCUUUGCCCAGGCCUAUGCAGAGAAGUGCAUCUGGGACCACAACAAGGAGAGGGGCCGACGGGGGGAAAACCUUUUUGCUAUGGCCCCGAUGCUGGAUCUGGAAUUUGCUGUGGAGGACUGGAAUGCGGAGGAGAAAUUCUACAACCUGACGACUUCCACGUGUGUCUCUGGGCAGAUGUGUGGCCACUACACCCAGGUGGUCUGGGCAAGCACGCACCGCAUUGGCUGUGGGUCAAAGUUUUGUGAGAAGAUUGAAGGAAUUGAAACAGAGGACAUGUACCUGCUUGUCUGCAACUAUUAUCCCCCGGGUAACAUGAAAGGCCGGAAGCCAUACAGGGAAGGACCCUCUUGUUCACAGUGUCCCGAGGACAGAGUCUGUGUCAACUCCUUGUGUGAACCCACUAUAGAAGAGACCACUCCACCCUCUGUGACAACAAAGGCAAGCCCAUCCACCCCAGUCACACCAGAACGCACUACACCAGCACCCACCACAGUCACGGCCAAGCCAGAACCCACAGCCAUGCCCUCAACCACCACAACAGUAGCCAGCACAGCCAAGGCAGAGCCAGAACCUGCUACAACCAAGCCAUCAUACACCACACCGGUACUCACUACUGCUACAUCCAAGCCAAAACCCACCAUGCUAACAACCACCACUACAGCCAAGCCAGCACCCACCACACCAAAACCACCAACCACCACACCAGAACCCACAACAACCACACCAGAACCCACAACAACCACCACCACAACCAGCACUACAGCCAAACCAGCACCCACCACACCAAAACCAACAACCACCACACCAGAAUCCACAACAACCACACCAGAACCCACAACAACCACCACCACAACCAGCACUACGGCCAAACCAGCACCCAUCACACCAAAACCAACAACCACCACACCAAAACCAACAACCACCACACCAGAACCUACAACAACCACCACGCCAAAACCCACAACAACCACCACCACAACCAGCACUAUGGCCAAACCAGUACCCACCACACCAAAACCAGCAACCACUACACCAGAACCCACCACCACCACGGCAAAACCCACAACAACCACCACUACAGCCAAGCCAGCACCCACCACAACCACCACUACAGCCAAGCCAGCACCCAGCACACCAAAACCAACAACCACCACACCAGAACCCACAACAACCACCACCACAACCACCACUAUGGCCAAGCCAGCAUCCACUACACCAAAACCCACAACAACCACUACAACCAAGUCAGCACCUACUAUGCCAAAACCUAAAACCACCACUGCAGCCAAGCCAGCACCCACCACACCAGAACCCACCACCACUGUGCCAGAACCCACAACAUCCACUACAAUCAAGCCAGCACCCACCACAACAACGCCUGCAAUCACCACGCCAAAACCAACCACCACCACUACAGCCAAGCCAACACCAACCACGCCAAAACCAAGCACCACUACAACCAAGCCAACACCAACCACACCAAAACCAACCACCACUACAACCAAGCCAACACCAACCACGCCAAAACCAAGCACCACUACAACCAAGCCAACACCAACCACGCCAAAACCAAGCACCACCACUACAGCCAUGCCAAAACCCAUCACCACCUCUACAACCAAGCCAACACCCGCUAUGCCAAAGCUCACAGCCACCACUACAGUAAAGCCAAAACCUGUUACAGCCAAGCCAACAUCCACCACACCAACAUUUACCACCACUACAGCCAAGCCAACAUCCACUGCUAUAACAUCAGCAAAGCCAGAAUCCACCACCACAACAAAGACAGAACAUGCCAAAACUGAAAGUCCCGAUUAUAUUGCAACAACUGGGUUAACACUUUCCUUUGAGCCCACUUUAGACUCGGAUUAUAGAGCAUCUCCAGAAGCAGAGUUAGAUACUGAAGAGCCUGUUGCCUCCUUAGCUACAGAAAAUCCAGACUUAUUAGAAAGUAUGGGCACAGCCAUCAGUCCCAAAUCAGUCCCAGAAACAAAUAACGGUGUGAAAGAGGAUGAGAGAGAGAAAUCAGCCUUCUUUUCCAGUCCGACUCCAUCCCCCAGCCAGAUUAUUCCAGAGAUCAAGUUAGGUUUCAAUAAAGCUGAGCUCAUAACCUCCUCAAAGUCAGUGGUCUCCAGCCCUGAAGAACCCAUCUUCAUGCGUUUAACGUCAUCUUCCAAAGAAAAGGGGCAGAGCCCUGCUUUCCAGACCUCCCUCUCAGAUGCCUCGAAUGCUGAAGAGCUGGAGACAAACUCAGACCAUGAAGGCAAGCAGCAGCCCACAGCUGGAGCUCCCAGCACCCACAAGGGCCUUUUGCUCCUCCUCCUGCCCUGUGUCAUCCUGGUGGGCCUUCUGCUUUGAACAGACUUU